Messenger RNA from Guyanagaster necrorhizus, 1857 nucleotides. Its product is annotated as P-loop containing nucleoside triphosphate hydrolase protein. NCBI's taxonomy places the organism in Eukaryota, Fungi, Basidiomycota, Agaricomycetes, Agaricales, Physalacriaceae. The record is from RefSeq and is a predicted model, not a curated record. Gene Ontology annotation, molecular function: ATP hydrolysis activity; ATP binding; ATPase-coupled lipid transmembrane transporter activity. Bases 131 to 1678 code for a protein of 515 amino acids. Gene Ontology annotation, biological process: transmembrane transport. The transcript has 9 exons.
GCUUGAAUUGCCUUCAUAGACCUUUCAUUACGCCGUUCUCUUUGUAGUCCAACUGGAUAAGCACAGAUUUCUGGACGCGAAAGGGAAUCGGGACUACGGAAACCAGUCAGCCUGGUUCUCCUUCUCAGCAAUGCUAUCCUUCUUCUCUACCAUCACGUCCAUGUGUGCCAAUUUCAUCCUUAUUGUUCGGACUUCUCGUGAAUUGGGCCACCCUUUGUUCGCUCUGGCGUGUAUCCUCAAGCCACUGUACGAUAGCUCCUACACCCAUAUCUUAUGGGGCUUCGACUAUUUCUACCACGUGGAGAAUAAGGACUUCAUUCACAUGCAAGCCGUGGCUUCUCUUACUGAAGAAGACCAUCGCUCGGAGGUUCUUGCCGGUGGUCUUUCUGACUAUAUCAUUGCAGAAUAUGCCAAAUCGUCAAACCGAGUCGGCAAUCUUCCAACGGCUCGGCCCGAAAGCCAAUAUGGUCUACCUUCGACACCGUUCCCGGAUAUUCUAUCUGCUCUUCUGGGAAGGGCGCCCAUCAUGUAUCUGGCUUUGUUCGCCAUUGUUAAUCCAUCAGUGUUCUCUGUGACGACAUUCGCCAUUUUGCAGCAAUAUUCAGCGAACCUCCAAUUGUCGUUGAAGUUUCUUCUCAAUGGAAUUAGGCAAUUCAGACAUGAGUGCCAGCAGAUAACUAGCUUGUACGAUUCAUUGAAGAUGCCCGCAGCACUAUCCGACGGUUACCUCGCGUAUCCACCGCGCUCAGGAUCCAAAUCUGAGAAAGUGCAAUCGGAGGUUUCACGAGGGAUGUCCUUCGAUGUACGAGAAGUGUGCUUUUCCUACCCCAACGGAACCUCUGCUUUGACAAACGUCUCACUCUCCAUCAAGUCUGGGCAGCUCGUCGCCAUAGUCGGAACCAACGGCAGUGGAAAGUCUACUCUGAUGAAGCUCUUGACUAGGAUGGUCGAACCGACAUCAGGAACCAUUCUUGUCGACGGGAAUAACAUGGCGGACUACAGGCUAUCGGAUUUUCGACAAGCAACUGCCAGCUUUAUGCAAGACCACGGAAUCUUCCCUCUGUCUUUCUUGGAGAACAUAUGUAUGGGCAAUGUAGAUGCUGUUGGCUGCGACGACGACGAGGUCAUGGACGCUGUCCGCAAGGGAGGCGCCGAAGACAUUUUGACCGGUCUGGCUGAAGGACAAGAUACUGUGCUUGGUGGACCUAAUGACUACCGGUUUGGCGCAUUCUCUAUGAACGAAGAUGAUGAUGACGACGACGACAAGAAACCAAAUCCAUUGCUUGCUAGAUGGGAAGGACUUCCGCAGGCCGUCCUAACAUCAGGUGGAGAGAAGCAAAGGAUCAUUGCCGCUCGCACUUUUAUGCGCUUCAACUCUGGAAAGGUCAGCUUCGUAGCUGUGGACGAAGCGAGCUCAGCGAUCGAUGCCGCGGGGGAGAUGCAACUUUUCGAUAAUCUGAUCAAAGAAAGGAAAGCGAAAACGUUGGUCAUCGUAACCCACCGUUUCGGUCCCGUAACACGUCAGGCUGAUCUCAUAUUGUGUAUGAAAGACGGGACUUUAUGCGAGUCUGGACGACAUGACGAACUCCUUGCAUUGGGUGGAGAGUACGCCAAACUAUAUACCAUACAGGCUGGCGCCUUUACCACUGUCGACGUUGAUGGAGACUCGAACGCCUGAGUUUAGUUAUGCACGGAUUUUUAAGUUCGAAACUUGUCGUCCCCGUGGUCCAUUGUCCGUAUACAUGAAGGAGGUGCUCGUACCAAGCUGGCUGGAGUAUUUAGACUAGGCUGAUGAAUGGACGGGAGACGGUUCACUGUCGGCCCAUGUUUCGCACUCUUUUCUUCUCUAAAACUCGG